Molecule: messenger RNA, 1389 nt
Organism: Alternaria postmessia
Lineage: Eukaryota; Fungi; Ascomycota; Dothideomycetes; Pleosporales; Pleosporaceae
Exons: 4
Coding region: 1-1389 (462 amino acids)
Source: RefSeq, a predicted model, not a curated record
AUGCAAGUGACGAAUCACCUCUCAUUACGAAGUCUGCGGUCGCCUACCAAGACCAAGCAGCUUGACACACCUGCAUCACCGCCGGCCGACGGUCCUUAUACCCCAAAACACCGCCUUAAUUCAUCCCUCGUACUCGACUUUGAGGAAUCACCCUCUGACAAACCAAUAUUCGAUCUCGACCGCAAAGACUCUAUCACCUCAAGCUUGAGGGUUCACCACUCCUCGCCCGUGCCUGUUCCGACAUCUGAGAAACGGAAUCAGCAAUCAUCUGUCGAUUUAUCGCUCAUUCCUUUUGGGACUGUACCGCUUUCACCAGCUCCCAUCCAGAGAAUCUUGGAGUUGGACCAGACUGGGAGCCCCCCUUCGCCAACGUCCAUCCUAGCAUAUAACCAGGAUCAAGAAACGAUGAAGAGUACGGCGUCAACAAAGAGUGCUGUCUCUGAUAGUCUUCAUGGUGCUGGAAUCUACCUCGAUGAACCCGUUGUCAGUCACGACAAUUUAGAGCUCAACCAUCUGCUUCCAGACGAGUCCCUCACGAAAAUCAAUAACACUGAAGAACCACGACAAUCACCAGCCUGUGAAGAACCGUCUGGUGUACAUCGUAUGGAAGAUUCAUCGACCCACAAGACAGACGACGAGCAAGUUUGUACACGAGGCAGUGCCACCAACAAAGCACUGAAUCCACCAGAUGUAAACAAGAUGGUAGAAAAGCAGGCAAAAGUCAUACUCGAUAAAGGUUAUCAUGCAAGGACCUAUCGUCGAGCAGAUGGGAGAUGUCGACUCAAGAUCAAGCUGCUCGCUUCCGACUCGGAGGGUGGCGACGACAACGCUCAAUGUGAUAAUGAGAUACCGUUCAAGCUUGUUGGUCCUCAAGCAGACAUAUUAGUGUCGGAACUUGGCUCCAUCGUUCGGGAAAAUGGGAUGGUUUUUAUAUCUGAUGAUAAGCUUGACAAAGCGUUUGCAGCGGGAAAACUUCCAGCAUAUCUAGACAUUGCUCUGGACGAGGGCAACGCCAUGGUUGUGCAGAGCCACCUCCACAGCCCGACAGAGGUGGGGAAGCACGAUAGCACCUGGGGCCAGCAUACAGGACUCUACGAUGGCUCGGGCUACGGAGCGGGAUCCAGCUUACAGCCUAUGACGGGUGUGACUGAGAUGGCAGACGUGUCUUCCACAAGCAUCCCUGGAGCAUUCUCAGACCAUGAGAAUGAAGCUCCCACAAUCAUUCGCAGGCUGUGGGAGAAAACCUAUCGUCACGGUCUUGAUACAGACUUUCUUGGACAGGCUAUCGUGGGUGACGCAGCAAUCUCCGAGGCGCAUGAGCAACCCGAAAGCCAUUUCAAGGACUACAAGCCUGUCCAGGGUAUGCUCAAUCCUCGUGGCAAUGCAUAG